Messenger RNA from Vigna unguiculata (cowpea), 754 nucleotides. Its product is annotated as large ribosomal subunit protein uL15x pseudogene. Lineage: Eukaryota; Viridiplantae; Streptophyta; Magnoliopsida; Fabales; Fabaceae. The record is from RefSeq and is a predicted model, not a curated record.
CUAAUUUAGUUUUUCCGGUGCUGCAAGGGCUCAACGCAGGAGGUGAGUGGUUGUGUGUGAGAAGAAGAGAGAAGAUGACGACGCGGUUCAAGAAAAACAGGAAGAAGAGGGGUCACGUGAGCGCCGGCCACGGACGCAUAGGGAAGCACCGGAAGCAUCCCGGAGGGCGAGGUAACGCCGGUGGCAUGCACCACCACCGGAUCCUCUUCGACAAGUACCAUCCAGGUUACUUCGGGAAGGUCGGAAUGCGGUACUUCCACAAGCUCCGCAACAAGUUCCAUUGCCCCAUUCUUAACAUCGACAAGCUCUGGUCCCUCGUCCCUCAGCAAGUCAAGGACCAGGCUUCCAAGGACAACAAAGCGCCUCUCAUUGACGUCACGCAGUUCGGCUACUUCAAGCUUUUGGGAAAGGGCGUUCUGCCGGAGAACCAACCCCUUGUCGUCAAGGCCAAGCUUGUCUCCAAGAUUGCCGAGAAGAAAAUCAAGGAGGCUGGAGGCGCGGUUGUUCUCACAGCUUGAUUUUAACCGUACCGGUUGGUUUUAGUUUUUUUUUUUUCGAUUACAUCCGUUUUUGAUGGAUUGGCCUUAGGAUUUAAUCUACUGUGCUCUUCUUUGGUUUAGUCUAGUGUGAAGGAUUGAAUUGAAUUUUGGAAUUUUUCGAAUGCCUUCUCAGUUGGAUUGGAUUCUCUUUUUCUUGUGAUAAAAAUGUUUUCCUCUUUUACUUCUGAUAAAAGAACUAUCUGUUUUCCUGAUUU